AUGUCCGGUACACAGGAGACGCCGUACGCGCACGCCACAUUGUCUCGGCAAACUUCUUUGACCUCUUCGCCCUGGCUUCCUGUCCUCGGUCCGCAAAGAGCUGCUCCGAGACCUCAUCCACUCGGCAAGGAUAUACGUCUACGUAUUCACCUCGACGGGUGCAAGGGUCUACCUCAACCGAAGACUUCUUCCGAGAGUUCUGCGCCCCGAAAGUUUAAAGUCACCAUCCAGUAUACAUCGAGCACGGAUGUACGUGGCGAUCUUACUUCCUCAUUUGCUAGUGAGGGCAGAGGGCACCGUCAAGGCACGUUGCAAUGGGAUGACACUCUAUACCUUACCUGUUUCGAGCACAGCUUUGUUCGAAUCCUCUUGUGUGAUGGAUACUACAGAAUCUGCGAGCGUGUUUGCCCUGCCGUUGAUCUGUUACAAGUUUCUUCUGUCCCGGCUAAUAGCGAAGAGAGCCACGUACUUGAGAACGACAGCAGUGUGACAUCCCAGAGCGAAGAUGCUUUCUCUAGAUCACAACUGGCGGCAAGGUCAUGGGAUGUUGCCUUUCGUGGAAUAUCCUCUUUUGCGGGUGUCGUCUCUCAAGCAAAUAUUGCGAGUACUGCGGAAUAUAUAUAUCGGACUCAGUUGUGGACCUACACAGCGUACCAGGCAUGCAAUGUCGCAGGACAAAUUGAUGAUACACGAAUUGACAGCCUACUCAACACCUUGGCCAUGGCUGCGAAUGAAUGUGUACAGGUGCAAUCCACACAUAUACUGCACAGGAAGAGUUGCGUUGAGCAAAUCACUACACAAUUACACUGGCUAGCAAAACUUGUGUAUAAGCUUACCGAUGAUAGCAAUUCCGCCCCUAACGCAUACCGCGAAGAAGGACUGGCAAGACUGGUCGUAAUCCUCGUCACACCGGACCCACCCACCGGAGUCAGCAGCACUUCCACCGGCGGCGAUUGGACCGCACUCUACGGUACAAUCGCCAAGGAUGCGCUCCUCUUCACCUUAGAGGGAAUCGUACAGUCGUCCGACGCCUUUCCGCCUCUGAAGAGCGCAGCGAGCGGGCUUCUGUUCUUCGCGACAUCGGCAGAUAUGGCAUCGAACAACAAGAAGCACAUCCGAGACAUCCACAAGCGCGUCAACAACCUGGCCGCUUCGCUCAGAUGUGGCGCCGAAGACGGUAGCAUGCUCUCGUCGGCGCAUCACAACGCAAUUGGCGUUCUCGCCGCUGACAUCUCAGCGCUGAAGGAAGACCUCGAAGCCAUCGUCCACGAACGCAAGAGCCGCUUCAGGCGCUUCUUCAGCGCGAGGCGACAUCGUGAGGAGCUGCAAGACAUUGUCCAGCAGAUGGACCAUGCGCGGUUGAACUACACCUCGCCACGCUGA
Molecule: messenger RNA, 1383 nt
Organism: Peniophora sp. CBMAI 1063
Lineage: Eukaryota; Fungi; Basidiomycota; Agaricomycetes; Russulales; Peniophoraceae
Source: the annotation of a GenBank genome assembly